AUGUCUAUUCCUUAUGUCAACUCUCCAGAUCAAUUGAACAACUAUUUGAAAAGUUCAGAAGCAGUUGUUGUAUAUUUCACCGCUGUUUGGUGUGGUCCAUGUCAAGCAAUUGCACCAGUUGUUGAACAAUUAUAUUCAAAUUUUACCAAUGUGGAAAUUUUAAAAGUUGAUUUAGAUUCAAAUAAAAUUUUAGCUUCACAAAAACAAAUCACUGCUGUGCCUACUUUUAUCUUUUAUCAUAAAAAUAAUGAAGUUAAUAGAGUUCAAGGUGCAAAUAUUAAAUCUAUUAGUGAUGGUAUUGCCAAAUUAAGUGAACUUGCACCAAAUGGUAAAAGACGUGGUGCUUCUGAUUCUAGUAACUUGGCUGAAAGAGAAUUAGAUCCUACUAUUGUGAAAUAUGUUCCAAAGGGGUUCCAAACUUUAAAUGAAUCUGUAUUUUUUGCAGAUUUUGAAUCUUUAAAUACUAUUCCAUAUAGACCAGAAGGUGAUAUUAAAAAUGCAAUUAGAUCAAAACCAGACGUUUCAAGCGGUGGUACUGCAAUCGUAUCAGAUGCAGAUGAACAAUUAUUGUUACAUAUCCCAUUAACAAACAUUGGUAAAGUUUAUUCAAUAUUGAUCAAAUCUAAAAAACCUGCAACUGAUGGUGAAGUGGAAGUCGAUGAAGUACAAAAACCAACUAAAGUUAAAGUUUGGAAUAAUAGAACAAGUAUCUUGGGAUUUGAAGAUACUGAUGGUACAACAACUCAACAUGAAGAAGAAUUAAGUGAAGAAAGUUGGGAUGAAAAUGGUUGGUAUGAAGUUAAAUUUAAAUAUGUUAGAUUUCAAAAAGUUUCAAGUAUUGAUUUAUUCUUUGAAGGUGAAGAUGAUGAAAAACAUACAUUAAUUGAUAAAAUUGUUUUAAUUGGUGUUGAUGGUGAAAGUAAAAAUCAAGGUAAACUUGAAAAAUUAGAAGAUUAG
Messenger RNA from Hansenula ciferrii, 957 nucleotides. Its product is annotated as thioredoxin-like protein 1. The coding region runs from base 1 to 957 and encodes 318 amino acids. The record is from RefSeq and is a predicted model, not a curated record. The transcript has a single exon. Lineage: Eukaryota; Fungi; Ascomycota; Saccharomycetes; Phaffomycetales; Wickerhamomycetaceae.